AUGAAACAACUAGUGGACACCCUGACCCUGGAGCUUGUGGCAGAGCGCAGCAUGGCCCAGAAGAGUGAAAAUGCACGCCAGCAGCUGGAGAGGCAGAACAAGAACUUGCGGGCCAAGCUGGGCGAGCUGGAGGGCUCUGUGAAGAGCCGGUUCAAGGCCUCCAUCACCGCCCUGGAGGCCAAGAUACUGCAGCUGGAGGAGCAGCUGGAGCAGGAGGCUAAGGAGCGAGCAGCGGCCAAUAAGCUUGUGAGACGGACAGAGAAGAAGCUGAAGGAGGUGUGCAUGCACUUGGAGGACGAGCGCCGCCAUUCCGACCAGUACAAGGAACAGAUGGAGAAGGCCAACUCUCGCAUGAAGCAGCUGAAGAGACAGCUUGAGGAGGCUGAGGAGAAGGCCACACGUGCCAACGCCUACCGCAGGAAGCUGCAGAGGGAGCUGGACGAUGCCACUGAGAGCAGCGAGGGUCUCAGCCGUGAGGUCAACACACUCAAGAGCCGCCUCAGGUAUUUGGAGCCCCCCACACACACACACAAACAGCUGUGUAUAUUGGCCAAAUUGAUGGUCCUCGUUACUAAUACCUCUCCUGGCCCCCUCUGUCCACUGCAGGCGUGGAAGCCCCAUCAGUUUCUCCUCCAGCCGCUCAGGAAGGCGUCAGCUGCAGGUGGAGGGAACAUCGCUCGACCUCCUAUCCGACGAUGAGGUGGAAAACAAGACCACGGACGCCAAUGCCAACGAGACGCCAGCAGCUCCCCAACCAGAGUAGACGCGCUCCCUCCAGCCCACACGCAGCAUGGCCUCCGCCCCACAAACCUUACCCCUGUCCUCCUAACCCCAGACACCAGCAGUGGACCCCACUACUCUGCCUUACCCCUCUAUGGCAAGCUGCAGGGCCAAGCAAAUCCAUCAUCUCCUCCAUAUGAAUAUACCGCACAUCAAGCCUUGGAUUCGUUUUUAACAUCAAUUGCAGAUAAAAGUGCAUUUAAAUUGCAUAGGCGUCUGAGUGUGCAUAGGCACUCGAAAACAAAUAGCAGGAGUUUACCAUAAUUAUGUUAAGCUACUUCCCUGGAACAGCCAUUAGAAUCAAACAGCCCUCUAGCUAGAAUUAACCACUGUCAUUUCAGCUGGUUUACUGGCACACAGGUGGACGACUGCACACAAGUCGGUAAAAACAUGUGUCUUUCAUGAUUGUACAGUAUUGGACCAGGAUAUGUAAAACAAAGCACAGCAGGGAAUUAUUUUUAAAUGGUAGCCUAAAUGAUGAUCCCAUUGAAAUGUUUUCAUCAAAACCACCACUGUCAUAGAGAUACUGCAAUCCACUUAGUUUAGUAUAAAAAUAACUAUGUGAAUAACUCUUUAGUAGCAGGUUUGUAGUAAAUUAGAUUGUACCACGCCAUGUUGCCUCAGCAUUCCCCCUAUAUAUAUGACCAGCAAAAGACCCUGUUAACUUUACCAAUAUAACCUUGUCCAAUAACCCACCAUUUUAUAUUUGACAUAUCAAUCUACUUUAAGUGGUGUACGAUAAUGUGUGGAAUUAGGUUUGUCAGACUUGGAGCAAAGGCCCUUUUUUUUAGACAGACAGCCCAAAUGUGUGCUUGUCA
Molecule: messenger RNA, 1598 nt
Organism: Oncorhynchus nerka (sockeye salmon)
Lineage: Eukaryota; Metazoa; Chordata; Actinopteri; Salmoniformes; Salmonidae
Product: myosin heavy chain, embryonic smooth muscle isoform-like
Exons: 4
Coding region: 1-699 (232 amino acids)
Cellular component (GO): bicellular tight junction; myosin complex
Source: RefSeq, a predicted model, not a curated record